CCUCUUUUCCGUCCCUUGACUCGAUUACGUUACGACCCCAGCCGCAGGCUCUGUUUUGGUGUUUGGGGAGCACUCCAUUCUCUUUUCUCGUCGCCACACCUGGGCUCUAGCACCGAUCGCACCCGGUCUCAACGCUAGGCAAUAGACAUGGCGUCUGAGCUCCGCAAAGACCCUGUCCCAGAAGGUGAUGUUCAUAAGGAAUCGACGGAUCCUCAAGCCGCCGAAGACUCCCAAGCUUCCGAUAACGAAGGCGGCGAGCGUCCCGUGCGCAACAAACUAAAGGAAACAUCCAUCACGUCCGUCCCCACAUCUUUCACCGAACAAGCACAACCGCAAGACGGCGGAAACCCCAGCCGAGAUAGCAGCCGAGGCCGCAAGCGAUCGUUCGACGACGACGAGCCGGAGAAAAGCGACGACGACGGUGAAAUGGACGACGCUGGCCACAGACGGAAGAGGUCGCGUGAUUCGAGCUAUGAAGAGGCGAACGCGACUGUCUCGAAAACCGAAGAAGGACAACAACCGGCGCCGUCGAAGAAUGCGGAUGAUCUCUCGCGCAAGAUCCUGAGUCCGAAGAAGAAAAGGAGCAGGGACCAGCUGGAUAAGGAUGAGACGAAGACUGACGACGGUGCCAUGGAAUCCGAGAAGACCACUGCUGCUGCGGAGAAUGGCGCGCUGUCGGAGAAGACUUCAGCCGAAGGGGAGCCCGAGAAGAAGAGACAUCGGGACACUUCGCAGGAAAGAGAGAAGGCCCCUGCCACGAGCGCAUUCGCCAACACCUCCACCGUCUCUCCCUUUGGGUCGCUGGGUGCUUCACCAGCAAAGAAGGAGGAAGAAUCGAAGCCGGCCGCCACCACAUCCUCAUCCGCUUUUGCCUCGUCAAGCCUGGCUGCCUUCUCGGGCUCGGAGAAAUCGCCUUUUGGCUCGCUAGGAAGCUCGACCCCGUCUGUCUUCAAGUCGCCCGAAGGUACGGAAGCAGCCAAACCCGCCGCCACUGGAUUUGCCGCCGCCGCCGGUUCUUCGGGAUUCUCAGCUUUGGGGUCUGGGUUUUCGGGAUUCAGCGGAGGCUUUGGGGCAUCGCAGCCCAAAGCAGGUCUCACCAGUUUCGCUUCCCCGUCCGUCCCGAGUGUCCUCAGUAGCUCUAGCAAGGACAAGCCGUUUGGGGCUCCCGCCGACGAGGAAGAGGAGGAGGAGAAGAACAAAGAAGAGAAUGUCGAUAGUGGUCCGGGUGAAUUCGAGCAGGAUAAGACCGACGAGCGGUUUUUCGAACGGCCGAUCGAGACCGGUGAAGAAGAGGAGAAGACGUACUUCUCCUGCAAAGCGAAACUCUUCCAGUUCUCGGACAAGGAGUGGCGUGAGCGCGGAAUCGGCACCUUCAAGAUCAACGUCAAGGUCACAGAUGGAAAGGAGGACAAAGCAUCCACUCGAUUGAUCAUGCGGGCCGACGGUGUCGGGCGUGUGAUGCUGAACACUCCCAUCUUCAAAGGCAUGACGGUUGGCGACGCCUCGGGCAACGAGCCGAACUCGAAACAGAUCCACCUGGCCAGUCUCGAGAGUGGCCGAUCGGUCCCCAUCCUGCUGCGGACCGGACACGAAGACCACGCCAGGGAACUUUACCAGGUCGUUUGCGACCUCCUUAAGGAACAAUGAGCAGCGAACAUAUCAACCCUUUAUACACGUUGCAUCCAGAACCGCCAAUUAUUUGAGGUCGCCGGAGGCAGAACAUAUCAUACUAUACCUAGUAGAACAGUCCCCAGGCUCCCUUCGUUUCAUCGGUCCGGGAAAAAAUAAUAAAAGAAAAAAAAAUCUCCCUCGGAUCAGGGGAUCUUGAUUAGCAGUCCACACAACGUUCGAUACCUCGAUCCCGACCCAGAGUGAGAAGAUUUUAUCUUCGAGAAGGAGAAGCGGACAGAAAGAAAGAGGGAAGGAUAACA
Molecule: messenger RNA, 1931 nt
Organism: Aspergillus steynii IBT 23096
Lineage: Eukaryota; Fungi; Ascomycota; Eurotiomycetes; Eurotiales; Aspergillaceae
Product: Ran-binding domain-containing protein
Exons: 6
Coding region: 148-1647 (499 amino acids)
Biological process (GO): intracellular transport
Cellular component (GO): nuclear pore; cytoplasm
Molecular function (GO): GTPase activator activity
Source: RefSeq, a predicted model, not a curated record